AACAUAUUGGCUGAGAGAUUAACAGUGCACGAUAGGAUCUUGGCAGCAAUCUUCUCUCUACUCAAACGCAAAAACACCUUCAGAAAUGGAUAGAGCCUGGGUCUACCUGGUGACAGGAUGUGGUUUUAUUGGGGAGAAGAUUGUCGAGCUCCUGUCUCAACAAGACUACAUCAAAGAAGUCAGAGUUUUUGAUUCAGUAGCAAAAGAAGAAGUAGAAAAAUUCACCACAGCUACCACUCAUGUGACAGUGAUGAAAGGAGACAUUCAAGACUACAAUCUGCUCCUUGCCGCCAUGCGGGGAGUUCACGUGGUUAUUCACACAGCUGCUAUUGUGGACUACAGAAACACUGUGCCCUUUUGGGAAAUGAGAGCUGUCAACGUUGGGGGUACUGAAAAUGUGCUACGGGCCUGCUGUGUCCUGAACGUCCCGUAUGUUGUCUACACAAGCUCGGUUGCUGCGGUGGGACCCAAUACAUCACAUGAACCCAUGUUGAGAGGAAAUGAGGACACCAAAUACAGUGGGGAAGUGGAGCUGCCUUAUGGGAAGACAAAGGCCAUGGCAGAAAAACUUGUAUUCGAAGCCAAUGGAAAAAAGAUGAGUAACGGUGGUAAACUCACAACCUGCAUCAUCCGUGCAAAUGCAGUGUAUGGGGAGAAAGCAACGUAUCUUCAAGAGUUGUAUUUGUUUGCCAAAGCCAGGAACAGCGUGUUGAACUACCUAGAGCCUGAAAACACAGAGCGUAAUUACACAUAUGUGGGGAACGUCGCAUGGAUGCAUGUUCUUGUGGCAAGGAACUUGCAGCUGAAACCAGACUUACUCGCUGGGCAAGUGUAUUAUUCCUAUGAUGAUACUCCAACAAGAAAAGGUUUUCUGAUCAGGCACCAGCUGUUGUCCACUAUGGACCCCUCAGUAAGGCUAGGCUCACACAUCCCUUACUGGAAGAUGUGGUUAAUGAUACAAUUGCACAGAAUGAUCAAGGUCAUCUUGUAUCCUUUCUGGAAGCCACAGCCUUUCCUAAACUUGCCCUUACUGAACACAAUAGUCACGACUUUCUCCUACGAGACAGACAAAGCCUCCAGGCAUUUUGGGUACAAACCCCUCUUCACCUGGGAAGAGAGCAAGCACAGAACUGCACAGUGGUUGAAAGCAGUUGCAGGGAACUUGGACACCCCCCAGCUUCAUGAAAAGAAGAACUGAGCAGCAUGUUUGGGGUAAGAAGAGAGCUUAUCACACCAGCAACUUUCACCCGAACUUCACAACAUGUACAGAUCUUUGGCAGAAAUGUUGGAAACACUGAGAAAUCCUGGGACAGAGACAGAGAAAGAGCAAAACUCUCAGGCUGCAAUUAGAUACCCUUGCCAUGCUAACUACUCAGCUAUUUUAAGUACCAUAUGAAACACCAGGAUGCAUUUGAAAGCAUCCUCUUGCAGGCCCAUGCACACAGAUGCAGGGCUUGCUGGUCUCGUUCCCAUCAUGCCACCACUGCACAGGGAUCAUUCGCAGGAACAGGAGAGAAGAGAGACAGUUCACAUGAGAGGUGGUUCACAGCAAACACCUUUUUGAUCAAAUUAGUUAACCAGUUUUGUUCCACAGCCUGACUGGCCUCCAACUCUUUCCAUACUCAGCAAAUGGACGGUCUCCCUUGUCGUGGUCUCGGGCAGCUGGUGGGAUGGCUGUACCUGGCUUGUACACUCAAGGGGUCUUCAGUGAUAAUUUUGGUGAAGACAGGCAAACCUGGCUAGUUCUGGCUUUGCUUUUGGGUAUAAUAAAACGAAAAAGUAAUUAUCUUUUCCAGAGUUACCUUUUUCAAGAUGCUUUCUGUUAUUCUUACUGUGUAGGAGUAUUAUAUCUGUUUUGAAAUAUUAUCCCUGUAAAAAGAAAAUUCCAAUCUUUUGUGCUAACAACAUAUAUGCUGACUUACUUUCUAGUUGUAUGGAUGGAUAACUGAUGUCUCCAAGCUUAGAGGUGGGAUUCAUAUAGUUUGUACCUCAAAUUCUCUUACCUCACAGCACUGCAGCAACAAAGCAAAACAAAUUAAAGCCCACAUUCAGCUGCCACACUGGCAGACAGCAACUUAGUAAAGGUCUUAGGGGCUGAGUUUAUGCUAAAUAACAUCUGAACUUCAGAAGGUUAUUUCAACCCAUUCCACGGCACUGGAGCUACACAGUCCAUCCAGGAGCAGUAUUUCACAGAUGAUAUUUUCCUAACACAGGUGGGGCAGGCACUUCCAGAAGAUUCGCAACAAAACCUGUGGUUUGUAUCAGUUUAUCAGCUCCUGUAUUUUCAAGAGAUACAGAGAGACUGGUAAACCUACACUAAGCACAACAGAGAUUUCAGUCUUCACUUCAGCUUGGAGGAAUGAGAUCUUUUUACAGUACUGGUUCAAAUCUAAAAUUAAUUCUGUUAUUAUCACACUUCUGUGUUCUGUGAAUAUGUCCCCAUCUCUUGAGUUUUCUAGAGUAAAAGUGUACACAUACAUAAAUAAAAGCUUAUUUUAAUUACAA
Molecule: messenger RNA, 2505 nt
Organism: Phalacrocorax carbo (great cormorant)
Lineage: Eukaryota; Metazoa; Chordata; Aves; Suliformes; Phalacrocoracidae
Source: RefSeq, a predicted model, not a curated record